CUCCCACGUCUAAAAUCACGAAAAUAAUCUAUAAUCGUCUCAAUAUACUUAAAAUCUAGUCUUCAACAUGGAAACCCACGAGGCAGCAGUUUCUGUCAUUGCUGGUCGGGUACGCCAGUUCCAUAACCGACAGCAGCCCUUUCGAAUCUACCAUGGUUCCACUAAUAGCACUCGGCGGUCCCAGUACAACCGCUCGAACAUCAUUGAUACGAGCGGUCUUACCAAUGUCUUGCAUGUAGACAAAGAGAAGAGGACUGCGUUGGUGGAACCAAAUGUGCCAAUGGACAGUCUCGUUGGCGCAACUCUCCCGUUCGGUCUUGUCCCACCUGUUGUCAUGGAGUUUCCCGGCAUAACGAGUGGCGGCGGCUUCUCCGGAACUUCUGGCGAAAGUAGCUCAUUUAAAUAUGGCUUUUUCGAUCGCACCGUUAUACGCAUCCAAAUAGUGCUUCCUAAUGGCGAGACUGUUUCGGCAUCGAGCACUGAUAAACCGGAUUUAUUCUGGGGUGCGGCCGCGUCAUUUGGAACUUUAGGUGUUAUCACCCUACUCGAGAUUCAAUUAAUAGAGGCAAAGUCUCAUGUUGAGUUGAAAUAUCACAGGCUCGGUAGCAUGCCACAGGCAGUUGAGAAACUACAGGAGGAAUCGCAGCGGGAGUCGAACGAUUAUCUCGAUGGCAUAGUUUUCGCAAAGGAUUGGAUCGUCGUCUGUUCCGGGCGCCUAGUUGAGAGUCACGGCCAAGAGGCUCUAGUGCAGCGCUUUACUCGCCGCAGAGACCCUUGGUUCUAUCUCCACGCAAAAAAGCUGACGUCUCGGCCCGCCACGAGCGCUCCUGUCACAGAGAUAGUCCCGCUAGUAGACUAUCUCUUCCGCUACGACCGUGGCGGCUUUUGGGUUGGUAUGUACGCAUUCAAGUACUUCGUUACGCCAUUCAACAGAAUCACUCGUGGCAUAUUAGAUAAAUUCAUGCACACGCGCGUCAUGUACCAUGCUCUUCACCAGAGCGGGCUUUCCAAGCAAUAUAUAAUUCAGGACGUCGCAGUGCCAUAUCCUGCCGCGGACGAGUUCGUGGAGUGGCUCGACAGCAACGUUAGCCUGUAUCCUCUAUGGUUGUGCCCAUUAAAGCAGCGGGGUCAGAGGAAAGAUUCGCCGCAGGGUCUCCUUGCUGAAGCCGCAAAUGCAGAUGCUCCGGAGUAUCUCCUGAAUUUUGGAAUUUGGGGACCAGGCCGAACUGAUCCCCAAGAAUUUGUGGAUAUAAAUCGACGCUUGGAGCAGAAGGUCAAUUCGUUAGGUGGGAAUAAAUGGCUGUAUGCCCACGCUUAUUACACUGAGGAUGAAUUUUGGAGUAUCUUCGACCGGAAGGCAUAUGAUGCUCUAAGAUCAAAAUAUGGGGCUUCAUAUCUCCCGAGCAUAUAUGAUAAGGUAAAGGUGGAUUUUGCCAGUGACCAAAAAGCCAUUAGAGAAUCAUGGCUUCUAUGGCUCGUAGCCAUUUUCUGGGGUAUUUGGCCCUUACAAGGUUUGUACGGGGUAUAUAAGGCAGCGAUUGGUGGUGAUUAUCUUCUGCCGAAAGAGAGGAUAUGGAAGGCUCAGGGAGCGAAAGAGGAUUAGGAAGCCUACAGCAACUAUCAAUUCGUAAUUUAGGUAGAGUCUUUGGUGACGGAAAAAACUAGAUAUAUUGAUAACUCAAAGCCCUUUAGAUUCUCGGAGCAUCAUCAAGCGCAUCGCGAGCAGGCUGGGCCAUCACCCCAUCUUUAACUAGCAAAUCAACAUAACGCUUAAGCCAGCUCUGGCAAUUAUCAAC
Messenger RNA from Pseudogymnoascus verrucosus, 1796 nucleotides. RefSeq lists its product as uncharacterized. Gene Ontology annotation, biological process: steroid metabolic process. Gene Ontology annotation, cellular component: membrane; cytoplasm. Bases 68 to 1603 code for a protein of 511 amino acids. Gene Ontology annotation, molecular function: Delta24(24-1) sterol reductase activity; FAD binding. NCBI's taxonomy places the organism in Eukaryota, Fungi, Ascomycota, Leotiomycetes, Thelebolales, Thelebolaceae. The transcript has a single exon. The record is from RefSeq and is a predicted model, not a curated record.